AAUGUCACCUAAUCAGCAACUGCCUAACUCCUUCAAGCUGAGAGCACCACCUUGGUAGUGAGAAGCCUGGAGGGGUUCUUCUUCCAGGUGACGAUGGAGGCCCUUAUCUCUGCAGUUGUUGGUGAUAUUGUCAGCAGAGCCAUAUCCAUCAUGUUCGGGAAGUGCCGCGAGCAGACAACCACUGAGGACCUGCAGAGGUUGCACCAACUGCUUAUGAGAAUAGCUGUAGUCGUUGAGGAGACUGAAGGGCGGUGCGUUACAAACCGAGGGAUGAUCCAUCAGAUUAGCAACAUGAAAGAGCAAAUGUUCAGAGGGUACUUCCUUCUCGACGCCUUCAGGUGCAGUGGGAAGAAAAUGGAGGACAAGGAGGUGAGUUUUGCUAAAUCCAAAUUUAAUCCGGCUAAGCGCUUCCGCCUCCUUUCUAGCAACAGUCAAAUUGAGAGCAUGAUAAUUGGUAGAGACAGAAGUAAGGAGUUAAAGCAGGUUAUUCUUGUCCUGGAGAACGUGGUUGCUGAUAUGAAGGAGUUCGCUAUAUUUCUGAUGAGCUACCCUCGCAUAUAUCGACAACCUUAUGGGGCAUACUUAUUUGUUGACAAGUGCAUGUUCGGCCGCCAAAUGGAGAGGGAGCUAGCCAUCAGCUUCUUGCUGCACGCUGAGCCUCCAGGGAAUGAAAAAUUUGGUGUCCUUCCAAUUGUUGGUCCUCCACUUAUUGGGAAGAGUACUCUUGUGGAACAUGUAUGCUACGAUGACCGUGUGCGCAAUCACUUCUCCUUGAUCUUGCUCUACAUCGAAAACGACCUCAAAGAUGAAGCAGUGACAACAUUUAGAGAUAAUUGUGUGAUCAAGCAUCAAAAUGUUGCCUUGGAUGGAGAAAGGUCGUUGCUCAUCAUUGAGCUCUUAGGGGACGUGGAUAGAGUUGCAUGGAAAAGGCUGCUGCAGUUUGCUGAAAGAUGCAUGACACAUGGGAGCAAAAUCAUAAUUACUAGCCGAUCAGAGAAGACAGUCAGUUUUGGAACAACAGAAGCCCUCAGGCUAAAUUAUUUGUCUACAGAAGCUUACUGGUAUUUCUUCAGGAUGCUCGUGUUCGGCAGCACAGAUCCAGAGGAGCACCCAAAGUUAACGUCCAUAGCCAUGGAGAUAGCCUGUGAAAUGUGUGGAUCUUUCAUAUUUGCAUAUGUUGUUGCCACCUUACUGAGAGCAAAUCUCAGUGCUCGCUUCUGGUGCAGAGUUCUCAGACACCUUACGGAACACAGGAAGAAGAAUCUCUUCUUGUUAGGUGAAUAUCCUCUUGUGGAUGGUCGGCCUCGGUAUGUUUGGAGCAUGGCCAAAACUCCGCAAGGUUCUGAGGAUAUUAAGUUCUUUAUAUGUGGUGACUACCAAAAAAGGCCUGAUUCUCACGGCGAGGUUCCGAAGAUAACAGGGGUGGAUCUGCUGUCAGGGACCUGGAGCGCUAUGCCACAGGGGAAAUUUGAGGUCUUGUCAUGGAAGUCUCGCAUACCACCAUACUACAUCUACACAGCUAAUUGCCAGUUUGUCCAGCAGGAGAGUGGUCUCACCCUCACAGCAUAGAGUAUGGUGACAUUGCUUAAAGUUACUGCUGGUUCUCUUCUUGUCUACUGGUCAUGGCUCGACAGAUCAGUAGGUAGGCAAGACUUGCUAUCUUGCUCAAUGUUAGUGCUUGAUUUAAGUUGCUGUGUUUCUUCCUUUCUUGACCAAGUUGUUGGGUAUUUGGAACCCAGUAGCAAAAUCCCCGUGUAAGGCUCAAUUGCUGAUUGU
Lolium perenne is the source of this 1776-nucleotide messenger RNA. RefSeq names its product disease resistance protein RGA2. The record is from RefSeq and is a predicted model, not a curated record. Lineage: Eukaryota; Viridiplantae; Streptophyta; Magnoliopsida; Poales; Poaceae. Gene Ontology annotation, molecular function: ADP binding.